AUGGCCUGUCAGGCAUUUGGUAGUGACUCCUUCGCCUCACUGACGGGAGAUUCACCCCUGCCUAUCAUUAUGCACCAUGGCUCUACCACUGACUGCCUGCCAACCACGUCCCAUGCUCAAAGCAUGGUCGCUGCAGUGUCAUCUGGGCUGUCCCUGGGUCAGCCCUCCAAGCGUUCCCACAUGCACCUCCCGACUUCCUCCCUGGGCAAUGCUCUCAGCAACACCCCCGCAAGCUUACAUUAUCCAGUCACCCCCUGUCACUACACAAACCAGCAGGCCACCUAUGGCAUGAUGGCAGCACAGGAGAUGCUGUCUGCCAGUAUUUCUCAGACUCGUAUCUUGCAGACCUGUGGUGUCCCUCACCCUAACAUGGUGAGCGGUGCAAACGCAUUGCAAGGAUCUCUUACUUCUUGCUUGUACAAGUUUCCGGAUCAUGGCCUAAGUAGCGGCUCUUGUGCAUUAAGCCACGGUUUCUCUUCACUGCCCUCGGCCCUUCUUUCAACUGAUGAGGCCCCAGGGGGCCCAAGCGGAGAGAUAAAAAGUGACGGCCAAAGGAAGAGUAUGCGGGACCCAGAGGACGCACCUGCCAUGGAUUCACCGCAGAUACGAGAGUUGGAGAUGUUUGCAAAUGACUUCAAAAUACGGAGGAUCAAACUCGGGUACACUCAGACUAAUGUAGGGGAGGCGCUCGCUGCCGUGCAUGGUUCAGAGUUCAGCCAGACCACGAUCUGCCGUUUUGAAAAUUUGCAGCUGAGCUUUAAGAACGCCUGCAAACUCAAGGCCAUUCUGGCUAAAUGGCUUGAUGAAGCUGAGCUGGCGGGUGCUUUGUACAAUGACAAAAUAGGAAUGAAUGAACGGAAGAGAAAAAGGAGAACAACUAUCAGCCUUGGAGCUAAGGAGGCCCUUGAGCGGAGCUUUGUGGAGAAAAGUAAGCCAUCCUCUCAGGAAAUAGCCCGGAUAGCCAAAGGCCUCCAUCUGGAGAAGGAAGUGGUCAGAGUUUGGUUCUGCAACCGCCGCCAAAGGGAAAAACGUGUUAAAACCAGCCUUAACCUCAGCUCGUGUUUGACCAAAAUCAGUCCGAACUGCAUAGCACAGAUGAGUAAAACGCAAAGAGCAAUGACAUAA
Messenger RNA from Pelmatolapia mariae (spotted tilapia), 1125 nucleotides. It is a transcript of the gene pou1f1, whose product is annotated as POU class 1 homeobox 1. The record is from RefSeq and is a predicted model, not a curated record. The coding region runs from base 1 to 1125 and encodes 374 amino acids. The transcript has 7 exons. Gene Ontology annotation, molecular function: DNA-binding transcription factor activity, RNA polymerase II-specific; RNA polymerase II cis-regulatory region sequence-specific DNA binding. Lineage: Eukaryota; Metazoa; Chordata; Actinopteri; Cichliformes; Cichlidae. Gene Ontology annotation, biological process: regulation of transcription by RNA polymerase II.